This is a messenger RNA of Anopheles coluzzii, 3322 nucleotides long. RefSeq names its product protein giant (gene gt). Bases 1550 to 3010 code for a protein of 486 amino acids. Gene Ontology annotation, biological process: regulation of transcription by RNA polymerase II. The record is from RefSeq and is a predicted model, not a curated record. Gene Ontology annotation, molecular function: RNA polymerase II cis-regulatory region sequence-specific DNA binding; DNA-binding transcription factor activity, RNA polymerase II-specific. The transcript has a single exon. Lineage: Eukaryota; Metazoa; Arthropoda; Insecta; Diptera; Culicidae. Gene Ontology annotation, cellular component: nucleus.
UUUUUGUAAUUUCAUUUUUAUAGACAAAGACUUUUUAUUAAAUUUAUUAAUCAAACAACCCGCUCAUUUUCAUUGCGUGUAUUGUUUGAUUAUGGUCGAAACACGACCCAUCUCUCCUAUUCUGUAACCGCAAAAACUCUCCAAAAUGCAACUGUCAAUAACCAUGUGCCCAUAGCCUGCAAUCAGAUUGAUUAAUCCAUCCAACCCACACACACACACACACACACAGUCGCCCACACAAGCUAACCCUUUUUGCUGGCAUGCGGAAGCGGAACCGUUCUAGAGAAAAUAUUUCCGUAAUUGACUUCCCUCUUUCUCUUACUCUCUUUCUAUCUCUCUGUUUCCCUUUUACCUUCAGCAAAUCCAUAGAACCCCUAACCUAACUGUUCCGAUUCCGGUCCCGGUCCGGCAAGCAGCGGUGCGAUUUUGUUUAGUUUCCUAUUUUCGACUCAAGUGCAUCAUCGUACCCGCCGCCAGCCCUGCGGAGGAACCCUUUUUGGCAAAUGCGGGGCAAUUGACAUUGCUGUUGGUACCUGCGUGUGUGACUGUGUGUGUGUCUGUGUGUGUGUUGGUGCAUUGGUGUGAAGCUGAUGAAUCCAUUUUCCACCAGAAGGGGGGGCCCCUGCUGGACGGUAAACAAAGCACGCGGUUGCUAUGUUUGAAUAGUAGAAGACGCAGAAGAAACGAGAUGUCAAAAGGGAUGUCAUCGUGGAAGCAGUAGAGCAAGAGAGAUGGCAAAGCCGUUGAGCAAGCGAGAAGGCAGCAGCACACAAACACGGAAAACGUUGAUCGUGCGGAUAGCAGAAUGGCGAACCAUUUUACUUACCCGGCUUUCGCCGGUCCCUUUUCCGGGAUUGGUCGAGAGUAAAAGGGUGCCGAAAGGGAGAACGAACCCGACGGUCAGCAGUGGAGUGGCACAGAUGGGUAGGGGACUGUCUCUUUCUGGAAAGGGUUUCACACGAGUGCAAUUUUGGCAAAGCCUGCUAGGCGAAACGGGAAGGGAAAGCGGAAUAAAGAAUUGCCCACAGGCAGCCGAUUUAAAUACGAAAAGGAUGAGGUGUCGGACGCACACGGCACAAUGGUGGAAGGUGGGCGAAACGGGGAUGGGAAUGGGAAGGGGCAGAGGGCUGGUGUGUAGGUGGACGGCCCUACGCUCGGUAUAAAAGCAAACCGGUGGUCAAGUUCGGAGGUCAGUUCUAUUCAGAUUUCGAGCGGCGAAAGAACUUCUUGCUUGUGACAUUGGGACGCAAGCGUCAAAGAGCGUCAACGGUGAAUCGUUUGGUGUGUGCGGAAGCAUUUGUCGAAAGCAUUUGUGUGAACUCGUUCUGUGUGGUGUUUUGGAGCGAAGUGAAACCAAUCGAACGCUGGUUUGCGAAAAUGAUGGCUCAAUUUAUGAUGGACUUAAAAACAGGUAAGGUGGCCAUAGCAUCCUUGUGCAUCCUCUGCUUAAGAUUUUCCGACCCAGUUGAAUGUGUAUUAACCAUGUGUUCUUCUCCCAAUUCUAGAACCGCGCCUCAGCCCCUCGCUCUACUCGCCCGCAUCGCCCAAAAUGGCCGACUCGAACGGGCGGCCCCAGUCGACCGAUUCCGGCGUGCUGGACCUGUCCAAGCGGCGCGACUCGCUGGACGCUACCCGCAAAACGCCCUCGCCCGCUUACCACUGCUUCAGCGAGGUGGCCGGUACGCCGCCUCCAAGCAACCACAGCUCCCCGCAGCAGUGCGAAGUGACCGAUUCGAACAACCCGGAAAGCACACUGCUGCUCAACUACAGCGAACUGGUGCGAGCUCGUCGCCUGUCGCCCACCAAAUCACUGCUCCAGUUCGAUGAGCUUGCACACCACCACACACCGAGCGCGCAGCUCCCCCCGGCAGUCCAGCAAGCGUUCCAUCGGCACGGAUUGGGCCUGUCCAAACCGGAAACGGACAUUCUUCAGCAGCAUCUUCUGCAGCAGGUUCACCGAGCUGGACCUAUUCCGGCGUACCUGCUGCCUGCCUCUGCGCUUCAUCAUCACCAUCACCAGCAGCAGCAGCAGCAACAACAACAACAGCAACACCAGCAGAACUCUCCGGCACCCUUCUCUCCCAGCCCGAUCCGUCUGCGCGAACUGGACGCACUGUCCGAGUCCGGUUCGGAGGGCACGUCCCUUGUCAGCUCGAGCCAGCGCAAGCCGAAGGACCUGGAAGACGGUACCGUGCCGAAGGACGGCCAGCAGCAGCAACAGCAUCAGCAGUACCCGAUGGUGGUCGGCCGGGACGGUAAGCUGUCCCGCCCGUUCAAGGCGUACCCGCGCGAUCCGCUCAGCCUGGCGGCCGGGUUCGUUGCCAGCGACGCCAUCCUCGAUACGAACUCCGCCGAAAAGUACAACCUGUUCCGGAAGCGCAUGCUGGAGCAGAUACACGCCGCCAACGGGGGCCAGCCGACCGUGUCCAAUCCGAAGAUGCGCCGGCUAGCCAACGCGUCCUCCUGCAAAUCGUCCUCCUCCAAUGCACCGUCGGCCGCGAUGAGCGACGCAUCGUCCGAAUCGUGCGAUGAAAAACCGCCAUCGGUCGAACACGUGGGCUCGAAUCGCGCGCUGCUACAGCAGCACCACCGUAGUAUGAUGGCGGGCAGUGAAAUGGCGCAACAUGUCGCAACCACCAAUCAGCGCCUGAUGACGACGCCAUCGUGCAAGGAUGCUGCUGCUGCUGCUGCUGCUGCGGCGUGUGACGUCAUUGGUUCGUCGGAUGCGUCGGGGGCGGAGUCAAGCGCAACGAUCGCAGCGGCACCAAGCAAUGGCAGCAGUGGCAACACCAGCAGCACAUCGGUGAAAGAUUCGGCCUACUACGAACGGCGCAAGAAGAACAAUGCGGCCGCGAAAAAGUCGCGCGACCGACGGCGCAUCAAGGAGGAUGAAAUAGCGAUCCGGGCCGCGUUUCUCGAGCGGGAAAACAUUGAGCUAAAGUUUGAGCUGGCGGCCGCCCGGAAGCAGCUCGCACUGUACGGCGUGACGACGUCGGUUGCCGCUUCGUAGGACAUUGGCCAGUUGGGUGUGUAAAUAGAGGGCACAGUUGAAUUAAUAACUAUUGUACAGUGAAGUGCUGAAAGCGGUUAGAGGAUGCAUUCGCUUGACGCGAUCGUCCGAUGCACGCAUUCAGCGCGUUAGAAUAAGGGUGGUAACAAAGUAGGCGGAAGUGUUUUUGGGGAUUUUCUCACCUCGACUCUUCGAUGACUGAUACCUGCAAGCAGUAUUCACUAGUUAAGGCACAUUUAGCUUGUAAGAACCGCAAAACUGAAAAUAGAAAAACCAUUCGUCAGAAAAUGUUUUGUUUAAAUUUAUUCCACA